AUGGAAGUCAAUAUUAAAAAAGCAGCUGAAACAUUUUUGAGUUUCUAUCUAGCAUGCUUAUUCUGGCUGAUUGCGACUUGUGUAUGAUAUCUUUAUUGCUUAUGAGAAAUAUUUUAUAGGCUCUUACAUUUGGCUUUUAAAAAAUUUCCACAUUAUGUAAUGAUCUUUAUAGGAUGCUUAUUUUCUUGUUUUAGAUGUAAAAGAAAAGCAAAAAGAAAAAAUCAAAAUUCUUACAGCAUGCCCGAGCAAUAUAGGAAACAAGGGAUUCCAAAUUAUGGAAGCACCUGCUAUUUAAAUUCAAUAAUACAGAUAUUGUCUAGUACGAAUGAGUUUGCUAGUUCAAUAAAAAAUUGUUUUGGGCUAUCAGAUAUUUUUGACGAUUUGAGAUCUCCAAAUCAUGAUUUUGAGCCUAAAAUACAGAAUUUCUUAUUAAAGCUAAGCAAGGAGCACGAAAUGGUAAUUUUAGUUCAGUUUUCUUUGGGAAAGCAAAAUGAUUGUAAAGAGCUCUACAAUAUUCUUAUUGAAACUCUUGCAAAAGAAAACUCAGAUGCAGAGAAUUUCUUUAAGAUUGUUAAAUACCAAAAAAUAAUAUGCAGCAUGAACCAUAAUCAAGAAAAACCUGAGACUUCUUAUUUUCUUCUUUAUCCAAAAAGCGCUAAUUCGAGCUUAGGCUCAUAUUUAAAAGACUUAAAAGAUAAAGCAGAUGAAUUUAAUGAGAAUAAUCCUUUAUUUUGCGAAAAAUGCAAUUGCUUAAGAGCUACAACAAUUAAGAUCGUUUCUUUAGAGCUGCCACAAAUAUUGGCAGUCUAUUUACCAGGGAAACCAUUUAAAAGCAUAAAAUCAGUAGAAAGUAUUAAUUUUGAAGGAAAAUAUUAUGAGCUCUAUGGAGUAAUUUGCUAUUUUGAGCAUAAAUAUUCUAGCCAUUAUAUAGCAUGCACACUAGAUGAAGAUGGCAAGUGGAGAGAGUAUAACGAUGCUUUUGCUACAGAGAAAUGCCCAGAUAUGAAGAAUGCUUAUAUGCUGUUUUAUAGGGUUAAAAGCAAAUAG
Messenger RNA from Blepharisma stoltei, 1047 nucleotides. The record is from the annotation of a GenBank genome assembly. NCBI's taxonomy places the organism in Eukaryota, Ciliophora, Heterotrichea, Heterotrichida, Blepharismidae.